UUAAGUUGUGAAACAUACCACGACUGAGUGUAGUCCGUGUCUAAAGUGAAGGAAGGGAAGUGGGAUGCCCUGUGGAUCGUUUGUGUUAACAGAAGAAGGGGGUGAGACAACAAUUCAUCUAUUUGCAUAGUCCUUCCACAUAAGACUGCCAAGACCAAGUGAGGUGGUUUCAGGGUCAGUCACAAGGCAGCAUGAUGUAGUGGAAAGAGUGUGUGGGCCUCAGGGGCCUGAGUAAGUCCUGCUGUGCCACCGAAGAGCCGUGUGAUGCUGGCUGCGCAGGAGGCAGAUGGUCGAGGGAAGAGGUGCAACAGUUGGACUGGUCCAGCAGCUGUAUUAGAAGACAUGUGGUGUGUAUGAAGUUUGUGAUAGUCGGGGGAAAUUUUGGAAUUUAGAUAAUGGGCUGUGUGCAAUGUAAGGAUAAAGAAGCAACAAAACUGACGGAGGAGAGGGAUGGCAGCCUGAACCAGAGCUCCGGGUACCGCUAUGGCACAGACCCCACUCCUCAGCACUACCCCAGCUUCGGCGUGACCUCCAUCCCAAACUACAACAACUUCCAUGCAGCCGGGGGCCAAGGACUCACUGUCUUUGGGGGUGUGAACUCUUCAUCUCACACUGGGACCUUGCGUACCAGGGGAGGAACGGGAGUGACCCUGUUUGUAGCCCUUUAUGACUAUGAAGCACGGACGGAAGAUGACCUGAGUUUUCACAAAGGAGAAAAAUUCCAAAUAUUGAACAGCUCGGAAGGAGAUUGGUGGGAAGCCCGCUCCUUGACCACCGGAGAGACUGGUUACAUUCCCAGCAAUUAUGUGGCUCCAGUUGACUCUAUCCAGGCAGAAGAGUGGUACUUUGGAAAACUUGGCCGAAAAGAUGCUGAGCGACAGCUUUUGUCCUUUGGAAACCCGAGAGGUACCUUUCUUAUCCGUGAGAGUGAAACCACCAAAGGUGCCUAUUCACUGUCGAUCCGAGAUUGGGAUGAUAUGAAAGGAGACCAUGUCAAACAUUAUAAAAUUCGCAAACUUGACAAUGGUGGAUACUAUAUUACCACCCGGGCCCAGUUUGAAACACUUCAGCAGCUUGUACAACAUUACUCAGAGAGAGCCGCAGGCCUCUGCUGCCGCCUCGUAGUUCCCUGUCAUAAAGGGAUGCCAAGGCUUACCGAUCUGUCUGUCAAAACCAAAGAUGUCUGGGAAAUCCCUCGAGAAUCCCUGCAGUUGAUCAAGAGACUGGGAAAUGGGCAGUUUGGGGAAGUAUGGAUGGGUACCUGGAAUGGAAACACAAAAGUAGCCAUAAAGACUCUUAAACCAGGCACAAUGUCCCCCGAGUCAUUCCUUGAGGAGGCACAGAUCAUGAAGAAGUUGAAACAUGACAAGUUGGUCCAGCUCUACGCAGUGGUGUCCGAGGAGCCCAUCUACAUUGUCACCGAGUACAUGAAUAAAGGAAGUUUACUUGAUUUCUUAAAAGAUGGGGAAGGAAGAGCUCUGAAAUUACCAAAUCUUGUGGAUAUGGCCGCACAGGUUGCUGCAGGAAUGGCUUACAUCGAGCGCAUGAAUUAUAUCCACAGGGAUCUGCGGUCAGCAAACAUCCUAGUGGGGAACGGACUCAUAUGCAAGAUUGCUGACUUUGGACUAGCCAGAUUGAUCGAAGACAAUGAGUACACAGCACGACAAGGUGCAAAGUUCCCCAUUAAGUGGACGGCCCCCGAAGCAGCCCUGUACGGGAGGUUCACGAUCAAGUCUGACGUAUGGUCUUUCGGAAUCUUACUCACAGAGCUGGUCACCAAAGGAAGAGUGCCAUACCCAGGCAUGAACAACCGGGAGGUGCUGGAGCAGGUGGAGCGCGGCUACAGGAUGCCCUGUCCGCAGGACUGCCCCAUCUCUCUCCACGAGCUCAUGAUCCACUGCUGGAAAAAGGACCCGGAGGAGCGGCCCACUUUCGAGUACUUGCAGGGCUUCCUGGAAGACUACUUCACCGCCACAGAGCCCCAGUACCAGCCUGGUGAAAACCUGUGAGACCUGGGUCUGCAGAGAGAGGCCUUAUCCAAGAGGCUUCCCCGCCCCCUCCCCAUUAGCUUUCAGUUCCGUAGCCGGCUGCUGCCCGAGCAGCGAGAGCCGUCCUGGAUCAGAUUGCAUGUGACUCUGAAGCUGACGAACUUCCAUGGCCCUCAUUAAUGACACUUGUCCCCAAAUCCGAACCUCCUCUGUGAAGCAUACGAGACAGAACCUUGUUAUUUCUCAGACUUUGGAAAAUGCAUUGUAUUGAUGUUAUGUAAAAGGCCAAACCUCUGUUCAGUGUAAAUAGUUACUCCAGUGCCAACAAUCCUAGUGCUUUCCUUUUUUUAAAAUGCAAAUCCUAUGUGAUUU
Lynx canadensis (Canada lynx) is the source of this 2360-nucleotide messenger RNA. RefSeq names its product FYN proto-oncogene, Src family tyrosine kinase (gene FYN). The record is from RefSeq and is a predicted model, not a curated record. Gene Ontology annotation, cellular component: extrinsic component of cytoplasmic side of plasma membrane. The transcript has 13 exons. Gene Ontology annotation, biological process: cell surface receptor protein tyrosine kinase signaling pathway; innate immune response; cell differentiation. Lineage: Eukaryota; Metazoa; Chordata; Mammalia; Carnivora; Felidae. Gene Ontology annotation, molecular function: ATP binding; signaling receptor binding; non-membrane spanning protein tyrosine kinase activity. The coding region runs from base 396 to 2009 and encodes 537 amino acids.